AUGCAGUGCUGUGAGCCUGCCAUAAUCGAUGAGAAAGACACAGUGACCAUCCCCGCAGAACCCACGCCAGCAGCCGAGACUGACUUGCCGGGGUCCACCCAAGUGGAGUCGCCCGACGAAACAGCCCCGACAGAUGCCGUGGAGGCAGUCGAUAAAGAGGAGGACGCGCCGGCAGUGCCAGAGGAGGUGGCAGAGCCUGUGAAAGCCAAGCCCACAAAGGCGACACUUGGCAAGCUCUUCUCUCAGGUGGAUGGCGUGGAGGCUCUGGUUUUGGUCGUCGGCUUGCUCUGUGCCAUGUGCCACGGGAUCGCACAGCCGCUCCUCGUCGUCAUCUUCGGUGACCUUAUCGAUGCUCUCGGAGGGAGUGAGGAGGAGGUCCAGCGGGAAACCGAGCGCCUCUGCCUCAUCAUGUGUGCCGUGGGCGGAGGAGCUCUGGUGGCGGCAACACUGCAAGGGGCCUGCUUCAAGAUCUUCUCCGACUCGCAGACCAUGAAGUUCAGAAUAAUGUAUUUCCAAGAUGUGCUGCACCAGGACGUCGGCUGGUUCGACACCAGGGAAGUGUCAGCCUUGUCGGCCGAGAUUCAGGACGACUUGUCCAAGAUCCAAGACGCCUUUUCUGAUAAGUUCGGUAACGGUGUGAUGGCUUCGUCAGCAUUUCUGGGGGGAUUCGCCUGUGCUUUCGGCCUUGGCUGGUUGCUUGCACUCAUCCUCUCGGCCGUGCUUCCCUUCAUGGCCGUGGGCACCUACUUCAUCAGCCAGGCGGUGAAUGAGGUGCAGAUGGAAUCCCAGGGCUGGUACGCCAAAGCAGCCAGCGUGGUGGAGGAGUGCCUCUACGGCAUGCGCACCGUGGUGGCCUUCGGCGGCGAGCAGAAGGAGCUGGCCAAGUUCUCCACGGCCGUCGCCCAGACACGAAAGGGAGGCAUCCGAAACGGGCUCAGGAUUGGAAUGGGCACCGGCUACUCCUGGUUCGUGGAGUACUCCAACUACGCCUUGGCGUUCUUUGCAGGCAUGAACUUCGCCUACAACCGGGAUAUCAACCCCGCCACUGGCCAGGUGUGGCAAACCGGUGACAUCAUGUCGAUCUUCCUCUGCAUCUUCAUCGGCAGCUUCAUGCUGGGCCAAAUCGACCCGAGUAUCAAGGCCAUGCAAGCAGCGCAGAUGGCCGCGGACCGGUUCUUCAAGGUUCAUGACAACAAGCCCGCCAUUCAACGCCGGGACGCCGACGAGAGGAAGGAGAUAGCUAGCAUCGAGACCUUCUCGUUCAACGCAGUCCAGUUCUACUAUCCGGCCCGACCGACGGUGAGAAUCCUUGACGGUGUGUCGCUGACCAUCAACCGGGGGCAGAAGGUGGCCUUCGUGGGUGAGUCGGGCUCAGGCAAGAGCACCGUCAUGGCCCUCUUGGAGCGCUUCUACGACCCCUCCUCCGGGGUGGUCUGCGUGAACGGCUUUGACAUGCGCGACUUCAAGAUCAGUGCCCUCCGAAAGUGCAUUGGCUACGUGGGCCAGGAGCCGGUCCUUUUCUCCCAAUCCAUCCGGGCAAACAUCAUGCAGGGGAACCCUGAUGCCACGAAGGAGCAGUUUCAGCAAGCAUGCGCGGAUGCACAACUGAACUUUGUGGACGGUCUCCCGGAGAAGUACAACACCUUCGUGGGCGCUGGUGGCGGCCAGCUGUCCGGAGGACAAAAGCAGAGGAUUGCACUUGCGAGGGCCUUGCUGAAGGAGGCUUCCUUCCUCUUCUUGGAUGAGGCGACCAGUGCCCUGGACAACACGUCCGAGAAGAUGAUCCAGCAGACGAUUGACAGCAUCAGCAGCCAGACGCGCAGCCUCGGAAUCGUAAGCAUCGCCCACCGUCUGAGCACAAUCCGCAACUCGGACCUGAUCUACGUUCUCAGCAGAGGUCAGGUCGUCGAGCAGGGAACGCACGUCAGCCUCAUGGAGAAGAAAGGCGUCUACUACGCGCUGGUCGCCGCUCAGGAGUCCUCCCAGAAGGCGGAGGAGGCUGAGGAACUGGAGAUUCCCAACCAGCCGACGGUGGCUUUCCUCCGGGCAAACUCCGGCCAAAGCGACGAGUCAGAGACCGCCCGAAAGGAGCGGGAGAAGAAGGAGGAGGCGGAGCGCGAGAAGAAGAUCGCGGACAACUACAAGGUGCCCAUGUCACGCCUUCUCAGCUACAACAAGCCAGAGUGGCCCGUCUUCGUGCCGGCAUUUCUGGGAGCUCUUAUCGAGGGGUCUGCCAUGCCCAUCUGUGCCAUUGCGCUCGUGGGCUCCAUGGAUGCCUUCUUCAAGCUGCAAGUUGAGCCUUUGAGGGACGAGGCUCGUGACGACAUCCUCUUCCUGUGUGCCGCCUUCCUCAUCAUCGCAGGCUCUGUCCUGAUCGGCUGCAUCAUCGAGCACGGUGGCUUUGCGGUCCUGGCAGAAUCAAUGACCCAGAGGCUGCGCGUGGCCAUCUUGACAGCCAUCUUCCGCCAGGAGAUUGGCUUCCACGACGAUCCCGAGAACACCCCGGGGAUGAUGUCAAAGGCUUUGGAGCUCUGGGCCUUCCGUGUGAGCAUGCUCUGCAAGACCCUGGGCGCCAAGGCGGCAGCCAUGAGCUCCGUGCUUGUUGGCAUCAUCAUCGCUUUCGUGUACUGCUGGCAAAUGGCGCUUGUGAUGUUGGGCACGGUGCCCAUCAUGGUUCUGGCCAACGCGGUGCAGAUGGUGGUCAUGCUCGGGGCCUCAAAGGUGGACAACGAGGGCAUCAAGCAUGCUGCGCAGAUUGUGGGCGACUCUGUCAUGAACGCCCGGACGGUGCAGGCCCUGGGGGUGGAGACGAACCUGGUGCAAAUGUACACUACGCUGGUCAGCAGGUCCAUGCAAGGCAUGUGGAGACGGAACUUCCUUGCGGGCCUCGGCUUUGGCGUUGCCUCCGGCGUGAUGUUCUUUGUCAUCGCGGGGGGGUUCUACUAUGCCGGUUACCUGCGAAAGGAGGGCGUGGCGAACUUCAACGACACGAUGAUGGCCUUCAUGGGCAUCUUCUAUGCAGGUCUGGGGGCCGGACAGUCAGCCGUGUUCAUCGGUGACGCAGCAAAGGCAAAGGUGGCCUGCCAUGACAUGUUCAAGCUCCUGGACCGCGUGUCUAAGAUCGAUGGCCUGGAGCCCAAGGGUGAGGUCCCCAAGGAGUUGGAAGCCGGAACGAUCGAGUUCGAGGGUGUGAAGUUCUUCUACCCCUUCCGUCCAGAGGUGCAGGUACUCAAGGGGGUGACGUUCAAGAUCCGCGCGGGGCAGUCGGUCGGCUUGGUGGGACCUUCGGGCGGCGGGAAGAGCACGGUUAUGUCGCUGAUCCAGCGGUUCUAUGACCCGCAGGAGGGCAACGUCUACAUCGGAGAGGCCCGCAAGCCCCUGAGUGAGCUCAAUAUCCGAUGGUGGCGUCGACAGAUUGGUUUCGUCGGGCAGGAGCCUGUGCUGUUCAAUACCACCGUGCGGAACAACGUCCUCUACGGCCUUGAAGAGGGCGAGACCGUGACUGAGGACUACAUCAAGAAGUGUGAGGAGAUGUGCAACCUCAAGUUCCUCUACAAGUCCGGCAACCGCGGUCUGGCGACUGAGGUUGGUCCCAGAGGCUCGCGGCUUUCCGGAGGUCAGAAGCAGCGUGUCGCCAUUUGCCGUGCCCUCAUCCGCAAUCCUUCGGUGAUGCUCCUGGAUGAGGCCACCAGUGCACUGGACUCCCAGAGUGAGCAGAUCGUGCAGAAAGCCCUGGAGGCUGCACGUGAUGGGCGCACGUCGUUCGCCAUCGCCCACCGACUCUCCACCAUCUCAAGCUGCGACGUCAUCCUGGUGAACGCUGACGGACGCGUGGUGGAGUCCGGCACUCACGAUGAGCUGAUGGGGCAGAAGGGUGUCUACUACAAGCUCCAGAUGCAAUCGCGAAAGUAA
Symbiodinium natans is the source of this 3912-nucleotide messenger RNA. The record is from the annotation of a GenBank genome assembly. Lineage: Eukaryota; Dinophyceae; Suessiales; Symbiodiniaceae.